This is a messenger RNA of Poeciliopsis prolifica (blackstripe livebearer), 1025 nucleotides long. Its product is annotated as beta-crystallin B3-like. NCBI's taxonomy places the organism in Eukaryota, Metazoa, Chordata, Actinopteri, Cyprinodontiformes, Poeciliidae. Bases 123 to 878 code for a protein of 251 amino acids. Gene Ontology annotation, biological process: lens development in camera-type eye; visual perception. The transcript has 6 exons. The record is from RefSeq and is a predicted model, not a curated record. Gene Ontology annotation, molecular function: structural constituent of eye lens.
CCCCCCUCUUCGUCUCUGGCCUCUAAUGGCUCGACCCCUCCAAACACCGGGUGGCACAAAAGCAGUGGCACGCUACCACUUCCUUUCAGGCAUACCAAGAGGAGGAGCAGCGGAUCAGGAGGAUGUCGGAGCAGCAGAGCGCCCCGCAGCAACUUGCUGCUGGGAAGAGCCAGGGUGGAGCCGGAGCCAAGUAUAAGGUGGUGGUGUUUCAGUUCGAGAACUUCCAGGGCUGCAAGGCGGAGUUUUCCGCAGAGUGCAAAGACGUGACGGAGAAGGGCCUGGAGAAGGUCGGCUCUCUGAUCGUGGACUCAGGGCCCUGGGUGGGCUACGACCGACACGGGUUCACAGGGGAGCAGUUCGUUCUGGAAAAGGGCGAGUACCCGCGCUGGGACACCUGGACCAACAGCCAGCGCAGCUUCUCCCUCCUGUCGCUCAGGCCGCUCAAGGUGGACAGCGCUGAACACAAGCUCCACCUCUAUGAAAGCCCCGGCUUCACCGGCAGGAAGAUGGAGAUCGUCGACGAUGACGCGCCCAGCUUGUGGGGCCACGGGUUUCAGGACCGCGUGGCGAGCGUCAAGGCUCUCAAAGGAACGUGGGUGGGCUACAUGUACCCGGGCUACAGGGGGCGCCAAUACGUCUUCGAACGAGGAGACUUCAAGCACUGGAACGACUGGGAGACCCCCUCUCCAAUGAUCCAAUCUGUCCGACGUGUGCGGGACAUGCAGUGGCACAAGAGAGGAUGUUUCAUCAUUCCUGGCCCUGACCCUGCUCCGGCCCCUGCUCCCAGCCCAGACCCUGAUCCGGCUCCGGCUCCUGCUCCGGCUCCUGCUCCGGCUCCUGCUCCUCCUGCCCCUCCCGCAACAGCCGGGGCCAGCUGAGCGGGAUCCUUGCCUGCUCUCUCAAACUCCAGCUCUGCCCCACUUUGCCGGCCCUCUGCCCUCACCUAAGCAUGGCAAACGCUACUUGUAGCCUGUCACGAGUGCCAUGUGUGUUUCAGUGGCAAAUAAAGGUUGUUUGACCUGAAA